This is a messenger RNA of Dioscorea cayenensis subsp. rotundata (Guinea yam), 636 nucleotides long. Its product is annotated as signal recognition particle receptor subunit beta-like. Gene Ontology annotation, cellular component: signal recognition particle receptor complex. Gene Ontology annotation, biological process: protein targeting to ER. Lineage: Eukaryota; Viridiplantae; Streptophyta; Magnoliopsida; Dioscoreales; Dioscoreaceae. The record is from RefSeq and is a predicted model, not a curated record.
UGUUUGUUCAUUACAGAUUGUAUCUUAAAUCGUGGGCAACGUAUUACUAUUGAGCUUACAGGGUUAAGUGGUGGGGGCAAAAUAAUUCUUUUCUAUGAGCUUCGUGAUGGCACCCCUCAUCAUGGCACUGUGACAUCGAUGGAGCCAAAUCGUGGUACUUUUGUACUGCAUUCUGAGCUGGAAAAGAAGGACAAGAUUAAACCUAUCCAUCUGGUUGAUGUACCUGGGCAUUCCCGGCUAAGACCAAUUCUGGAUGAUUUCUUGGCUCAAGUAGCUGGAAUUAUAUUUGUGGUGGAUGCAGUAGAGUUCCUGCCAAAAUGUCGGGCUACUGCAGAGUAUCUGUAUGAUAUUUUGACCAAAUCAACUGUCAUUAAGAGGAAAGUUUCUAUUCUGAUAUUGUGCAACAAUACUGACAAAAUUACAGCACACUCCAAGGAAUUUAUCCAGAAACAAUUGGAGAAGGAAAUUAACAAGCUCCGAGCAUCAAGAACUGCUGUAUCCAGUGCAUAUGUGACCAAUGAAUACACAUUGGGGCUACCGUUGGAGGUUUUUUCAUUCUCCCAAUGCCAUAAGAAGGUGGUUGUGUUUCAGGUUGAACAAUUCAUUAGAGAGCAAGUGAAGCCCAGGAGAGCUUAA